GGCAGGAUGUGAGCGGGGCGGCCGAGCGGCGGGGAGCUGCGGGGAGCGGGACGGCGGAGCGGCGCGCAGCGGCCAUGCCCUUCUGAGGAGCCGCGCAGGAUGUUCGGGCUGGAGCAGUUCGAGCCGCAGAGCAGCAGCCGGAGCGGCGGGCAGGCGGAGCGGGGCUUCGGCCAGCCCGGACUGAGCAUGAGCGCGCACUUCAAGCCGCCGGCCUUUCCCGGCGGCGGCCCGGUGGCGGCGGCGGCGGACCCGGCCCUGGGCGCGCUGGGCGAGCCGCCCCUCCUGGGCAUGAACAUGAGCCUGGCCGGGGACGCCUACGGCUUCCCGGGCCGCGGCCCCGCCGAGCUGCACGGCGGCGGCAUGCAGCCGCCGGUGCACGGCUUCUUCGGCGGGCAGCAGCCGCACGGCAGCCACGGCGGCGCCCACCACCCCCACCAGCACCCCCCGCACUUCGGCGGCAACUUCGGGCCCGACCCCGGCGCCUCCUGCGUGCACGGCGGCCGGCUCCUGGGCUACAGCGGCGCGCUGGGUGGGCAGACGGCGUUCGCCGACGGCUACGAGCACAUGGCCGAGAGCCAGGGCGGCGAGGGCUUCGGGCAGCAGCGCCCCGGGAACCUGCCCGACUUCCAGCACCACAGCGCCGGCGCCUCCAGCCACGCCGUUCCGGCGCCCUGCCUGCCCCUCGACCAGUCCCCCAACCGCGCCGCCUCCUUCCACGGGCUGCCGGCGGCCGGCUCCUCCGAGCCCCACGGCCUGGAGCAGCGGCGGCUCCCCGCGCAGGGUGGUGUGGACUCGCUGGAAUACAAUUACCCCGGCGAAGGCCCCACCGGCCACUUCGAGCUGCCCGUCUUCUCGCCGUCGGAGCCGGAGGGGCAGCUGCCGCACUACGGCGGCGGGCGGCAGGUGCCGGCGGGCGGCAGCUUCGCGGGAGCGCCCGCGCUGCCCCGGGCGCCGGGCAUGGCCGUGGCCAAGGCGCACCCGCAGCAGCAGCACGGCGUCUUCUUCGAGCGCUUCGGGGGGACACGGAAGAUGUCUGCCAGCCUCGAGCCGGGGGCCAGCACCAGGCACCCGCUGAUGCAGCAGCAGCAGCCGCCGCCGCCACAACCACCACAGCAGCCACCGGGCUUGCUGGCCAGACAGAACUCCUGCCCGCCAGCCAUCCCUAGGCAACAGCAAACAGAAGCCAACGCUCCCAACCCCAACCUGCAGGACAAUGGGCCCAUAAUGCAGAACCAGCAUGCACAGUUUGAAUACCCUAUUCACAGACUGGAGAACAGGAAUAUGCAUCCCUACACCGACCCCGUGUUUAAUAUGCAGCACCCUCCUCCACAACAGCCACCAAAUCAAAGACUGCAGCACUUCGAUGCCCCUUACGUGAGUGUGGCCAAGAGGCCGCGGUUCGACUUCCCCGGCAACCCUGGCGUCGAGCGCUGCGCGUCCUGGGGCAGCAGCAUGCACGGGCCUGCGAUGGAGAGCCACCUGUCCCCGACGGCCUACCCUGGCCUGCCGGGUGAGUUCACCCCGCCGGCGCCUGAGGCCUUCGGGGGCCCGUUGCCACACAGCGGCCCUGAGCACCCAGCGCUGGCGCAGCGCCAGAACGCGGCCCUGGUGAUGAAGCAGAUGGCCUCGCGCAGCCAGCAGCGCCUGCGGCCGCCCAGCCUGCAGCAGCUGGGGCACCACGGCGACGUGGGCCCGCCCGGCAGCCUGCCCCCGCCUGCCUUUGAGCGGGAACCCGGCGGUGGCAGCCGCGGCUUUGACCCGCCGGCACCGCACCUGGCCCCCGACGGCGCCUGGUUCGCAGGGCCGCCGCCACCCGGGGAGCUACUGCCGCGGCGCAUGGCAGCGCCGGGGCUGCCCUCCGAGGCGGCCCCCCACGAGCUGGGCCUGCAGCCGGGCAGCGCUGCCGUGCUCUUCCGGCCGGGUGCUGGCGCGCUGGGGCUGCAGGAGCCGCUGCGGAUGGCGGGCGAGGGACCGGCGCAGGCCCUGCCCUCGCCUGGUGUCCACCCGCCCUUCGCGCCAGCCAUGGGUGGCCUCUCGCAGCUGCAGUCACCGGGCGGUGGUGUGGCGCUGCCCAACACGCCAGCUGAGCGCCGUGGCCCCGCCGACUUCGCUGCCCAGCCUGGCUUCCCCUUCGCGGCGACGGCACGACAGCCGGCGGCUCACGGGAACACGCCUGCCCUCAGCGCCUCGCCGGGCGCCUACCCGCCGCCCCCUCCUGAGUUCCCGCCGCCGCCACCCCCGCGGCCUGCCGCCAGCAAGCUGGGCGCCCUGUCCCUGGGCUCCUUCAGCAAGCCGGCCAGCAAGGACAAUGUCUUCGGGCAGAGCUGCCUGGCCGCCCUCUCCACCGCCUGCCAGAACAUGAUUGCUAGCCUGGGCGCCCCCAACCUCAACGUCACCUUCAACAAGAAGAGCCCGGCUGAGGCCAAGCGCAAGCUCAGCCAGGCCGAGCCCGACCCGCCGCCGCCCACCACCCAGGACUACUUCCCCACAGGGCCCUCAGCAGGCGGAGGUGGCGCGGGCAAGGCAGUGGGCACUGCGCCGCUGCUGCCUGCCGAGAGCAGCCUCUCGCCCGGCUACGUGCUGGAGCCGGCGGCUGGGGGCGAGGGGAAGGCGGGCGGGGGGCGGGGGCGGGGCCGCCGGAAACGGGACAGCGGGCACGUCAGCCCUGGCACCUUCUUCGAGAAGUUCUCUGCCACGGAGGGCAGCGGGGCCGGCGUCAGCCCGGGGCAGCCGGCAGUGCCGGCGGCUGCAGGGGGUCCGCCGGGGGCUGCGGGCACGGAGCGUGGCGGGGGCACCCCCCACGACAAGCCCCUGACCUCGCCCUCCUGGGGCAAGGGUGGCGAGCUGUUGCUGGGGGAGCAGCCCGACCUGAUGUCCUCCCUGGACAGUGGCAUCCAGAGUGUGACCAAGUCGGACGGCAGCUCCCCGCACGUGGACUUUCCCGACGAGGUCAGCACCAGCUACGGCAACGAGGACGAGGUAUCCUCUAGCUCUGACAACGCUGCCUCCAAGCCCACCCGCAGCCCGCUGCUGGGCAGUUCGCCCAAGCUGCCCCGUGGGGAGCACACACUUCUCAAUGGACAGAAGCCCCUGGCCCUUGGCCUCCUCAGUACGUCUACCUCGACCCCCGACAGCUAUGGGCUCAGCACCACGGCAGGCACCCACCCUGGCACUCCGAGCAUGGAGCAGGUGCGGACCCCCACGAGCACCUCAGCCCAGGAUGAGAUCCACCCCCUGGAGAUCCUGCAGGCGCAGAUCCAGCUCCAGCGGCAGCAGUUCAGCAUCUCAGAAGACCAGCCCUUGGGGCUGAAGAGCAAGAAGGGGGAGUGCACGGGGCAGAACGGGGACAGUGACCUGGGCAGCUGCUGCUCGGAGGGUGUCAAGGGCGCCAUGAGCACCAUCGACCUGGACUCCCUGAUGGCCGAGCACAACUCCACCUGGUACCUGCCUGGCGAGAAGGCCCUGAUGGAGGGGCAGGAGGAGGACAAGCCCAUGGUGCCCUGGGAGAAGCCCAAGCCCCCGAACCCCAACAAAGAAGCCCACGACCUUCCCCCGAGCAAGCCCUCGGCGGCGGCGCAGACUGGCAGCCACCUGCAGUGCCUCUCGGUCCACUGCACGGACGAGGUGGGCGAGGCGAAGGGCCGGACUGCGGUGCCGACGUGGAGGUCCCUGCACUCGGACAUCUCCAACAGAUUUGGGACCUUUGUGGCCGCCCUGACUUGAACAAAAGAAAUUAUUUUUUUUCCUGUUUUUAAUUUCAAAGGGCCGCUACUGCUAGGUGGACUAUUUUUCUAGGUUGGUACCUGCUUAGUGGCAUAUGGACUGGAAAGGGUUAAUUUAAAGUAAACCUCAACUUUUUUUUAAUCUCCUGCCACAGUAUGUUACCAGUGUUAACCCUUCUGCAGUUAGCACACUUUUGCUUAAGAUUUUCCUGCUAGGCCACUUUUUCCCAUUACUCUGUAACCUUGGCAUACAUUUUUAGAUGAGGCCUUUUCCUUUUUCAUCUCAGCGUAUGUCCAAGUCACGUAUGUCAUAAUAAGACAAAGAUCCUCCUCCUCCUUUUCUUCCUCAUUUGCUUUGUUUUUCCUUUUUUGUUUUGCUUUGUUCAGUGCUUAUUACAGUGGUGAUCCUGAAGAGCAGCAGUUCAGGAAUAAAUGCCGGUUAAAGUGGAAUGGUCAUCAUUAUAUUGUAUGAUACUGACACCCAGCCUUUGCCAAUCACGUGCAAACCAAACAGCUGAUGCUUUCUAGAAUGUUCAGGCAACAAGCCUGCCCUUUCCUGAGAAGAUGGUGCUCUGUUAUUAGUAACGUUCAGCCUGAGUCUAACAUCCAUUCUCCCUCUGCCUGCCAGGAGGAGCGGGGGUGCCCCGGCGCGGCCGCAGCUGCCCGGUUCUGGUGAUGCUUCCAUGGUUCCCACUUCAUCAGUGCUGGAGGAAGGGUCGCCCCGAGGCCCCGCACAAGCCGAGGUGCAGCGUGUGGGGCCGGGCCCGUCGCUGGCCGUGGCCGUGACCCCGAGGCCCUGCCAGGCAGCACUGACGCACCCUCGCCAUUUCUGUCCAUCGGUAUCUGAAGGAAGGUGCCGUGGAUGGGCGCAGUGUCGGCGGGGCACAGGGCUCCUGCCACGGCCGUCCCUGUGCAGGGGCAGCGGUUGGGGCGGCCCCAGCCUGGGAAGGGGGAGGCUGCGUGCACACCAUCACUGUUUCCUACUCUGCCAGGACAGGUAGAGCCCACUUUAACCCCCCCGAGCUCAUUUGAGGCCCCGUUUUUGCCAUGCAUUGAAGAACAGUGUCACUGGAUGCACACAAUAAAAGGAAAGCCAUACUUUCCUGCUCAUGAUAGAUAAUACUAACUCGAGAAGAAAGUUGGAAGCAAACCAGAUAAAGCUGCGAGUAGCCCGAUGAUCUGACACGUGUGGGUUUGCGUAACACUGUCUGUUCUGUGCGUGUCCUCUGAGCACAGGAGAGUGAGCUGUCCCUCCCACACAGGACAACUCGCCUUCCUCUGCUCCCCGAAGCUCAGCAGCAUCACUGGAGACUGAGGCUUUGCUGUGAAGUCAAGGUCGGCCUCUCGAGGGUUAUGUGUUACUUCUGUCAAGAAUUCACCAAAUGUGUCCCUCCUCACGGGAUGGAAUUUGCAGCCUGCUUUGGAUUCUGUCUGCAGUGAUUGUGCUGGGCCUUUAAUUAUUUUGAAGUAAUGUUCUCAGAUGACACCAAUGGAGAGGAAAUUCUGCCUAAAAUGCCAGCGGCGUGGGGUGGUCUGAAAUCCUCACUCUCAGUCAUGUGUGGCUUCAGAGACUCUCAGUGUCUGCAAGUGUUAGUUGGAUGUGCUCUUGGAUUGAUUUCCUCUUAUGGCUCUGGUCAGUGACUUUGGAUACAUUUGGAUAGUUUUGAACCUUGAUUUUCAGUACUUUUUCAAUAUUUUCUUACUUGUCAGCUGGAGCUGCCACAAGGAUGAGGAUUUUUGCCCAUCCUGGAGCAGUUGGCUGUGGAGCUGCCUCACAGCUGCUGGGUUUGGAGCACAGGUCUGGGCUGUUUUGUACCUUCUGUAGGUGUGUGCUACCAAAAGCUCGGAGCUCUCUCCUAUGCAAUAAAAUAUCACCAUCUCCAGGGAACGUAAUAAUUGUCAGCUCCCCUCUGGAAGAUGCCUCGUUGCCUGUGAUUUCUUAAGUCCCGGAUCACCCAAAUAUGUGUUUAGCUUUAAAUCCUGUCUGGCAAAGUGCUUGGGGGCAGCCAGGCUGAGGGCUGCUGCCUGCCAGGCAGGUUCAGGCCACAGCUCCCACCCUGUCCCGGCAGCUCCUGCCCCUUCCUGCUGGGUGGGUUUUGGAGUAACCCCAGCGAAACACGUGCCCAGACACACGAUACCACGUUUCAGCACUUUUAGCUGAAAAUUUAAGAAGAGUUCAUGGUCUGGUGGCAUUCCUGUAGGCAGUGCAGCCCUGAUGGCUUGCUUCUUUGUUUUUAGUUUUCCUGCAGCAUUCAAGAGAACAGGUUUUUCAGGCUUCCUGAGGUCAGGGAUGCACACCCUGUGCUACCAGGAAGAGACUUUUCCGUGAAUGCUGCAUCAAACUUUUCAGAUCUCUUUUAAAGAGAAAUCGUCCUUGAAGUGGAAAUGUGGUGACUGGUAUCGCCCACCCUUUCUUUUGGUUUGCUCUCUGCAGCUUGUGCUUCUUUCCUGGAGCUGUUGUUCUCAACCACUUGGGACUUUCUUUUUCACUUGCUCACAGAAGUACAAAGUGGAAGGGAUUCCUUAAAAGCCAAUGGAACCCUAGCAGUUGUAAUCCUGUGAAGUGAGGAGGAUGGGCUGUAGGGAAGCCAGGGACUAUGUCUUGAGCUGCUAUGGGUUCAUGAGGCAGAUGUGAUGGGAGCCAUGGGAGUUUUAGGCAGUAAGGAGGUACAAGCAGUGGCUGACUGUCUUCUGGGCCUUGCUGUCCAGGCAGUUGUGCUGAAUAAUCUGGUCUUGUGUGCAGCCCUUUUCCUGACCCCUCCAUUCGAUCAUGCCUAAUGGUCAGCUGGGUGAAGGGGACGGUGUGAGCUCUGCUCGGGGCAGCAGUGCCAGGACCCAGCUCUGCUUCUCUGCUUGCUCUCUUUGCUUUUUGCCAAAGAUCAAAACAGAAAUGGUACAUGUGAUCAGCCAGGACAGGCAUCACUUCAUGCUCGUUACCUGGUGUAUUUGGUACUGACAGCAGAAGGCCAGAGCUUUACUGCAAAGCUUGCGGUGCCUGCAGUAAUUUAAUUGGACUAAUUUUCUCCAUUAAUUUCACAGUGAGUGCACUGAUGUUUCCUUUUAACAUGUAUAAAAUAUCAGCACAGCCCUAUAUGGUAAGAAUUUAAAUGAUUUUAUUUUCUGAAGAAUAGUACUUCCAAAUGAAGCAUCUCUGAGAGCUGUAGGUAAAAGCCUGUUGUGCAAGAGGUAAGUUACACUCUGUGUGGAGAGGGAAACUGAGGCAUGGGCAGUGUCAGCCUGAGCUGGGUCAGAGGCACGUUGGUGGCAGAGCUGAGCUGUGCCUGAGGUCUGACCUCUGCUCACAGCCUUUCUUGCUGAGCCACACAGCUGGGGGAUUCUGCUUCCCUCAGAGGAUGGGCUGCUGCAUCAGAGGGGGAUGUUUUAUGAGCUCCGAGUUCCUCAAGGACUGGGUAAACAGAAUAAGGUGAACUUGCACCUGGUUGUCCUACAGAGCUUCAGGCAGGGCAGAGGUGGUACCCAGAAGUCAAAGGCCUGUAGUCAAUGUGCCAUGAGGCCAUGCACAAUCUCUGCUCUGCAUGUGAGCUGCAGCUGCGGCACGUCUCUGCGUUUGCUUUGGAGGCCUCUCCCUGCCCGGCCGGGUUGGGGUCCCUGUGCGGGGUCCUGGCUGCCCCUGGCCCAGCUCGUGGGCUCCUUUGGUGUUUGCUAAAAGAAUUGCUGUACUUAUUCUUCAAGUUAAAAUGCAGUAGCAAACUGAGCAAAAUCUCUCUUGAACCUGAGUUGGAAGGAGUGAUGAAAUAUCUCUUUGCCAAAAAGCCAACGGAUUAGGCCUUAUUUAUUAAACACUCCUGCAAAUUUUCUCCACGUCCCUUUUUCCUGCUAUCAGUGUGGCCCUUGGGGAAGCUGAUGGCCCUCCCAGCCCAGGGCUCGCUGGGGCAGCACCAGUGAGGCAGAACGUCCAGGCUGUGGGUGGGGAGGGAGGGCUGGGCUGGGCGCA
Molecule: messenger RNA, 7677 nt
Organism: Colius striatus (speckled mousebird)
Lineage: Eukaryota; Metazoa; Chordata; Aves; Coliiformes; Coliidae
Gene: MN1
Product: MN1 proto-oncogene, transcriptional regulator
Exons: 2
Coding region: 100-3723 (1207 amino acids)
Biological process (GO): regulation of DNA-templated transcription
Source: RefSeq, a predicted model, not a curated record